Molecule: messenger RNA, 7086 nt
Organism: Chelmon rostratus (copperband butterflyfish)
Lineage: Eukaryota; Metazoa; Chordata; Actinopteri; Chaetodontiformes; Chaetodontidae
Product: serine/threonine-protein kinase BRSK2-like
Exons: 19
Coding region: 1-2007 (668 amino acids)
Biological process (GO): microtubule cytoskeleton organization; intracellular signal transduction; protein phosphorylation
Cellular component (GO): cytoplasm
Molecular function (GO): protein serine/threonine kinase activity; tau-protein kinase activity; ATP binding
Source: RefSeq, a predicted model, not a curated record
AUGCAGGUGGAGAGAGAAAUAGCUAUUCUCAAACUAAUAGAGCACCCUCACGUUCUGAAGCUGCAUGAUGUCUAUGAGAAUAACAAAUACCUGUACCUGGUGCUGGAGCAUGUGUCCGGUGGAGAGUUAUUUGACUACCUGGUGAAGAAGGGCAGGCUGACCCCCAAAGAGGCCAGGAAAUUCUUCAGACAAAUCAUCUCCGCCCUUGACUUCUGCCACAGUCACUCCAUAUGUCACAGAGACCUGAAGCCGGAGAAUCUUCUCCUGGAUGAGAAGAAUAACAUCAGGAUAGCAGACUUUGGCAUGGCCUCACUACAAGUCGGGGACAGCCUGUUGGAAACCAGCUGUGGAUCCCCUCAUUAUGCUUGCCCAGAGGUCAUAAGGGGGGAGAAGUACGAUGGUCGCAGGGCAGAUGUUUGGAGCUGUGGAGUCAUCCUCUUUGCCCUCCUCGUGGGUGCCUUGCCCUUCGACCACGACAACCUGCGGCAGCUUCUAGAGAAGGUGAAGAGCGGGGUAUUCCACAUGCCCCACUUCAUUCCUCCUGACUGCCAAGCUCUGCUGAAAGGAAUGAUAGAAGUCAACGCUGACAAGAGACUGACGCUUGAAGCAAUACAGAAACACGCCUGGUACCAGAGUGGUCGUAAUGAGCCUUGCCCAGAGCAGCCGCCCCCUCGCCGGGUGUGUGUGAAGAGGAUCCUGUCCUUAACAGAGCUGGACCCUGAUGUCCUGGAAAGCAUGUACUCCUUAGGGUGCUUUAGAGACCGGGUCAAACUCACACAGGACCUUACAAGUGAGGAGGAAAACCAAGAGAAGAUGAUCUAUUACCUCCUGUUGGACAGGAAGGAGCGAUACCCCAGCUGUGAAGACGAGGAUCUGCCACCCAGAAAUGACAUAGACCCACCCAGGAAGCGCGUGGACUCACCCAUGCUGACGCGUCAUGGCCGCUGUCGUCCGGAGAGGAAGAGCCUGGAGGUCCUCAGUGUCACAGAACAGGGGUCUCCCACCCCACCUCGCAGGGCCCUGGACACUAAUGCACACAGCCAGAGGUCUCGUUCAGUCAGCGGAGCAUCCACAGGUUUGUCCUCCAGUCCUCUCAGCAGUCCCAGGGUCACGCCACAGGGCUCACCGCUGCCCACCCCGCUGGGCACACCUGUGCACCAAAUCCAACACCCUUCCUCCACCACCCCUCCCUCCUCUUCCUCCUCUGGCGGUCUGGCCGCCUCGAGCUCCGCCCACUGGAGAACAAGGCUCAACUCGUUCAAAAACAACCUUCUGGGCUCGCCGCGCUUCCAUCGUCGCAAACUGCAAGUCCCCACAUCAGAGGACAUGUCCAGUUUGACUCCAGAGUCCAGUCCAGAACUGGCUAAGAGGUCCUGGUUCGGUAACUUCAUCAGCCUGGAGAAAGAGGAGCAGAUCUUUGUUUUGAUUCGAGACAAGCCGCUGAGCUCUAUCAAGGCCGACAUCGUGCACGCCUUUCUCUCUAUCCCAUCCCUCAGCCACAGUGUGGUGUCUCAGAACAGUUUCCGGGCAGAGUACAAGUCCUCCGGCGGCCCCUCUGUCUUCCAGAAGCCUGUCAAGUUCCAAGUGGACAUUGCCUUUUCUGAGGGAGACAGGGAGCGAGAGAGGGAACGAGCAGAGAGGGAAGGAAGAAGAGAGAUGGGCAUCUACAGCGUCACCUUCACUCUAAUAACAGGUCCCAGUCGCAGAUUCAAGAGAGUGGUGGAAACCAUUCAGGCUCAGCUCCUGAGUACUCAUGAUCAGCCUUCUGUGCAGGCACUGGCUGAUGAGAAGAAUGGCCAGCUCUCCCGGCAGCCCAGCACUCCAUCGCGUCAGAAUUCCCGGCGUUCCGAGAGCGGAUGCGAGCGGGACCGCGGAGAGAAGGAGCGCACGGCAGACGGGGGAAGCGGAAGCGGGAGCAGCAGCGGGACCGUCUUACAAAGGCGAGGAUCGGGGAAAGACAAGACCAGACUCCUCUCGUCGUCCAACGGGACGCAGUCUCAUCCCUGAGAAGAAUGUUGUGGAAGAGAGGCGAGGGUCAUCUGCCUGGCCUUUUUCUCUUCCUCCCCUCAGUCCUUCCCACAUUCUUUCCUUCCUUAUUCCUUAUUUCCUGCCUUGCUUCCUACCAUUAUUCCAAAGUAAUGGGAUGUAGAAGGGGGAUGUUUUCCCUUGAAGCUGAUCUAGGGUUAUGACGGAGAACAUCCCACAAAUUGCUGAUUUUAGCAGAAAUGUAUACUUACAGGGGUGGCAGAGGGAGUUUGAGCUGAUCUCCAGUCAGCCUUCAAGAGCAGCUUCACACCAGAGGGGCAAGUCCAAAGACAGCAUGUCCAAAAAGUCCCAACUUACCAGAGAAAUACAGGAAAAACUCACAGCCAUGGAAACAGAGUUCACCUUCUCCGACGAAUCAAGAAAGCACAUGUCCUUCUCACCGACCAAUCACAUGCAACACAUGGUUCAAAUCCAACAGCAAACCGCCCACCAGUCACAACGCCACAGGAAGAUCCCGGCCAGCAACAAAGCCCCUUCAGCCAUUCUCUUUUAUCAUUUUCUGACCAGCCAGCUGUCACCUGAGUCAUCAAGUCUCCUCAACACCACCUGACCGGACAUGAUGAGUCACAUGACAGGAAGCCCGCUCGCCUCUCGUCCCCUCGCUCUCCAUCUGAAGACAGAUGUGUAUUCUCAAGCAGAGCGACAAAAUGAGGUUGUCUUUUGAGAAAGUUACAGGAGUCAAUUUAGACCUGAUUGUUCAAGUGGAUAUUAUGUCUAAAUAAUUAGCAAACUUAAGGCUGUCAAGGAGUCUCAGAGCAGAGGAAAAAACUGAGAAACGAUGGAGAAUGGAUCAGAAUAAGAUAGACAAGACACCACUUUUCCUUGAGUGUAUGAGCAGCAUUAAGUCCCACAAUUACUUCUGAUAAAGCUAUGAUACCGUAUUGCCUUUAACGGAGGAGAAAACAGUGGAUAGUUUAGAUUAAGCCCCAUUUUGAGGACACUAGUCACACCACAGGUAGAAUGUCUCACAAGUGAAGAUUCCCACAAGAAGACGGGGGGAUGAAUAGAUAGACGGAGAGCAAACAGAGGAUAGCUAGCAACAGGUAUCCCUUUGGUAGCAAAGGAAGGACAAAAAACAACUACAAAUACUAGCCAAAAACUUAAGAUAGCUUAAAGACAACAGUGAAACAAUAGGUGAGGAUUUGUUUCCUGGUCUAUCUCAGCAUUCGUACGCCUUAUGUACAUUGAAAAAGCUAUUGUUUGCUGUAUUUUCCUGUUGUACGUUCUGGCUGUGAAGCUUCCAUGUGUGAAUCCACUGCAGAUGAUAGGGGACAUUUGUUUAGCCGAAGCUAAUAUGAGGCCUCUGCACUCUGAGUUAGCCUAAAUAGCUAGCCAUGGCAGGCCUGUUGAAAUGCCGUACAUGGGGCUGUAGCAGGCGAGAUACUCUGCUUUUUUCUGUGUUCGUAGCACAAUUAGCCUAUCAUGUAAACAGCGUAUUUAAGACCCGUUAAAAGGUUCUCAAAUUAAAAUGAGUCAGUCUGAGUUUUCUACCACUAAUGAAAAAUUAGCUCAAUUAGCUAGCUAACUAGCUAAAGCUGAUUUUGACGGUUGACUGUGAGUCAGCAGCUUGAAAACAAUAAGCCUGCUUUGGUCUACUUAGUAGAAAGGUUAUUUUUAGUAGUUCUUUUUAGCAAGUGGCAGAUAGUGUUACUGUUGAAAAAUCCUGAUAUAACUGACUCAGAUUAGAUCUAGAAAGCUCGUUUGCUGCUUAUACUCAAUACAAUGCAAACGUGGCACAAGCCGACACAAGACAGAGAUACACAUUUCAUUUGGCUAACUUGGACUGCUUAGUCCUCAGUUUAGCCUCAGCUGACCAUCAGAAUGCAUUUUGUCUCCUAUCUCUAAUAAUGGAGUCACUUUAGGAGGGGAUCACUUCAUGGCCAGUGUGAAGAAGAGGUAUGAUUACAGCGACCAGUGGCUCCUUCAAUUCACUGUACACAUGUGCAUGUAUGUGUUGUCAAAAGGCGCGAAAAAAGUCCAAAUCUAUCCAAACAGAGAAGAGAAGUCCAUGAAGCUACUGUAACUGAAGAUGGAUGAUGUGGACUAGAAAAAACAAGGCUGGUCAAACAGGACAACCGAGCGUUUGAGCUUCUUAGACCCACAAUUAGGCAACUGAAACCCUUCCUACGUUCCUUGCCGAAUGAUGCAGGGCGACUCAAAGCCCCAGCAAAAGCCUCAGCCUCAGAGAUGGGGGGAGGACGUGAACAAGAAAUGUACUUUUCACAAGAAGGAAAACAAGAAAGCGAGAUAGAAAAAGGACUCGGGUGUGUCUGUCGUCGUAAAAACUCUGCACACGUACUGCCUGGAGGGGGGUAAGGAAAAAUGAAGCCACACAUAAAGAAUGAAGUUUUGCUUGUUUUCUCUUUUCUUUCCGUAUGUUCUUUUUUAAACUGUCGUCUGGUCUUUGUGUGUGUUUUUUUUUAAUGUUUACGUGUUUGCCACCAGCAAAAUAGAGGGCGGCGCUAACCAUGUGAAUGUCAAAGACUUCUCUGAAAUUGUUGCAAGAGUGUUCACAUAUUUUUGUUCCAUAUGUUUAUUGAAAAUGUAUUUAUUUAUCUAUUUAUUUAUUUAUUCGCCAUGUAUUUGUUGCAAUUGUGAUUUUUUUUUUUUUUUUUGAAAAGCAGGAAAUGGUUGAAGACAGGGAAAUGUCACUUUCAAGAUGUCUGACACUGCAGAACAAACCAGCUUUCCCUGAACUGAACUGAAACUGAACAACUCCUCUCCCUUUUUCUUUAACAUUAUGACAAUUGAUGCUGCAAAAAUACCUUCCAUCUUUAUAUUGUGUUUUUAGCUGCUGGAAUUUUACAUAAUUAGUUGAAAGACGCCUGUGUGUAUGUAAGACACACACACACACACACAGACCUUUCAAAUUAGAAGUCUUUUUUAGUCAGGCUAAUGUCGUGGCUCUAGAGAUAGCAGUGGUUUAAAGGUUGAUCCACCACUGGGACAACUACUGGAUGGAUUGCCAUGAAUCUUUACAGACAUUCAUGGUCCCCAGAAAAUGAAUACUAAUGACUCUGGUGAUCCUCUGACUUUUCCUCUAGCGCCACCAGCAGGUCAGAGCUUUCAUUUAUCCAGUGAAAUAUCUCAAAAUCUACCACUUGUUUUGGCACCUAGGGUUGGACAGAAAUUCGUGAUGUAUACGCUCCUUCUGAUCCCUCAUCAGCCAUCAUCAGGUCCAAAUUUGUCCGAUUGUUUGGUUUGUGAAGAAUUACCUGAAAAACUGGCGUUUCUUCUAGCUGCAGCUGCACUUUAUGCUCAGAGCUAACUUGCACUUGUUAGCAUGCUAACAAAACUAAGAGAGCAGACAGGACCUGCUAAAAAUCAGCAUGUUAGCGUUGUCUGUGUGAGCAUGUUAGCAUGCUAACAUUAGCAUUCAACUCAAAGCACACCUAAGCACAGCCUCACAGAGCAGCUAGCAUGGCUGGAAACUCGUAGUCUCGUGCUGAAUAAUUCAUGAACAGUGACUGCAAACACAAAUGCGUUUUUUUGUCAUAUUCAUUCCCUGUGAAACACUGUUUAUUCAUGCAAACCCACACUCUGCUGAAACCAUUAAACAUUCCUAAUUGACUUUCUAUAGUCUCUUCACACACUGUGCACACUUAACUGAAAUAGCUGAACAAGAACGGAAAGAAAGAACAUUCAUUUACAUUUUCAUCAGCCCUUUUUUAGUCUUUCACAAAUUUCUGAGUAGCUGGAAAAUGCCGUUAGCAAUUGUACUUAAACAUCCUAGAAUCUGUUUACACAAGAUUAGGAUCCAAGUGCAAACAACUUCAUCAGAAUAUCCUGUUUGAUGAGUGUGUCAUAGCCACAAGGGAUGUUGUGGAAUAGUUUCAGAAAGCUUUGCCUGUUGCCUGCCUGUUUUUCUGGACAGUUUUGCAGUUGUGGCACAGCACUCAGUCUUCACUGGUGUAACAUUAGAUAAAAAUGGGCUUUAUUCCCCCUCUCAUGCAAUCAGAGGUUUUCUUUUCCCGCCCUGGCGCUCUAAGUGGGCCUCUUAGAAUCCAGCAGUGAGGUGACACAUCUGAGAGGUCAAAGGCCGAGGAGGUUUAAAGUAACAGUCUCACAUGCACGAACAAGUGUUAUGUCAGUCUUUUUUUUUUUUUUAAACACGAGGUCAGGGUCAAGUUCACCUUCCGUCCAUUUUUAAACAGAAAGGAGCUAGUUAAAGGAUAGUAAUGGGCAGAGCAAAGACAGACAGAAAGGCAAAAGAGGCUGCUCCAGACUGUGCUCCACUCUGAGCAAACUACACCAAAAUCCAUUCACAGACACAACGGGACCCUUGGCACGUUUGUGGCUGGGAGGCUCUGGUGUUCGCGAAACUCUCCUAUUGAAAAAACUCUCACCCCUCCCUCCCUCAUUCCUCCUUUACUCCCCCCCCAUUCACCCAUUCACUUCACAUUUUCUACACCCCCCAUUCCACCUCUUUGUAUCUCUUGAAUCUGCUCCACGCCCGUCCUUGUCCCAGCUGCACAUAUCUCACCCCUUAUAUAAUCGCCCCUCCCCCCGCCCUUGUAUACAUUUUAUACACUGUAUACUUCAAAGCAGAUGCUGUAUACAUUUGUAUACACUGUAUGCCUGUCUCUGUCUCCAUUGUAUGCCAUCCAUAUCUAUGUAGCGUUCACUAUCUUUUAUCGACACUGUAGUCACCGUACAUCUCUUCUUCUCAUCAUUAUGGCCCAUUCCUAUUCUGCAGUUAGAGUUGUACGACUAUAACCUCUUGUCUCCCUCUCAUAUUCCCCUCCACUCCCACCCUGCCCAGCCACACCCCACCCAUGACUACCCCCUCACCCCCCAUCUUGUGAACCUCCACACCACACAGUAGAAAAAGUUUUUUUUUUCACUCUGGAGGAAUUCGUGAUGUCAGAAAAAACCCGAAAGAGGAGGAGGUGUGUGGGGGAGGGUGGGUCGAGAAAACUGCUAAAACGAUUAAUGAUGAUGAUGACAACGACGAAGAGAAAUGUCUGUAGUAUAAUUACAAAAAAGGAAAAGUGCACUAUUAUGACAAUGAUUAUUAUUGCCUGUGAGAAAUACUGACCA